Molecule: messenger RNA, 1423 nt
Organism: Fragaria vesca subsp. vesca
Lineage: Eukaryota; Viridiplantae; Streptophyta; Magnoliopsida; Rosales; Rosaceae
Exons: 2
Coding region: 105-1286 (393 amino acids)
Source: RefSeq, a predicted model, not a curated record
GACCUAAAACCCUGCGUGUUUCUUCUUUGCUCUAAACAUCAACUCAGCUCUACCUUUCCUUCUCUUUGCUGCCGCCACUUUACUCCUCUCCAGAGUUUAAAAUCAUGUCAUUGCUGGAAGUAAUCACCAAGGCUUCAGCCGAGUCCCAAUCGCUCUAUUCCCCAUCAGAAUACCCAAUUGUUCUCGACCCAGAUUCUAUCUUCCCCAAUUUGAAGCCCAAACUCGACGAUCCAAAUCCCAUCUCAGCCGCAAUUCCUCUUAAUGGUUGGGAAAUUUCACAGACCGAUUCAGAGCUCAUUGAGUUGGGUAAGAAGUUCACUACCAAGCUCAAGAAGAAGCUCAAGAACCCAGUUAAGUUUGACAGAGCUGAGUUCUUGGGAAUGGUGAACGCAUUUCUUGAGAAGAUUAGGGACAAGGUCGGUGUUUCGAUUGGGGUUGUUGAUUCUAGUAAUGAGGGGUAUACAUUGGUUUUGGUUGAGAAGGUUAGGGAGUAUAUGGGGAAGGAUGUUGCUGGUUUGGUUUUGGAGGCUUGUGUUGUGUUGGAGGUUUGGGAGUUAGUGGGGACUUUGAUUGCAAAUGGGCUUGUUUCGAGUUCUUGUUAUAAGGAUUUGGUUGCAAAGAUUGUGGCAAAGAGGAGGACAGAGUUGGUUUGUAUGUGUUUGAGGUAUGCGUCUGAUCUUGGAUCGUCGGAGUUGGUGAUGAUCUUGAAGUAUUUUCUUAGUCCAACUAAGGAUGCUUAUGAUAGCAUUGUGGAGGUGAGGAAGGAAUGGGAGAGCCAAGCCUUGUUGGCCGCGGAGAAGGCUAGUGAUAGGAGUCUGUCCGGGAAGAAACUUUGCAUGGCAAAAGAGGCUGCGGUGUUGCUUAUGGUGGCGUAUGAUGGGUUCUCUUCCGCGGAACUCUGUUUGCAUUAUUUGUUGGUGUCAAAGAAUGUUGAUGAGGUGAUAUUGUCGUCUGCGGUUAGUAAGUUGAGUGGGAAAGAGAUGGUGAGUUUGCUUCGGUAUUUGGGGAAGUGGCUGAAGAAGUACGAGAGGUUUCCUCAGGCAGGUCCAUGCCACAAGGCAUCAACUACAUUGGGUUUGAAGGCUUGUGAUUGGGUUCCGAAACUUGAAGAUGUUCUGAAAUGCACUGGGGUGGUGCUGGAUGAGAAUUACUCUGCGUUGGUGUUGCAUCCGGAGUUUCACGAAGAGCUGAGGUCUAUAAACAAAGUUGUCGGUUCCUUGACCUUGGAAGCAAGGCUCUGCUACUCUGUGGCCAAUGUGGCUGAUAAGUUGAAAGCUGAAGUUUAAGGUCUCAAAACCAGAUUCUGUGGUGGUGUUUCAUCAAUAUUCUUUCUAAGUUUCUUCGGUGAUAUUGGGCUCCAUCAAUACUGUAGUAUGACUGGAAUUUUGUUAUGAAUGAAUUUUUGCAGUUACAGUGAACUUUG